AUGGUUUAUCUUCACUUGCCCCGCUGGGUUGGUUAUCUUCACUUGCCCGCUGGGUUAUCUUAUGAAGGUUGGUUAUCCUUGCCCCGCUGGGUUGGUUAUCUUCACUUGCCCCGCUGGGUUGGUUAUCUUUGGGUUGGUUAUCUUCACUUGCCCGCUGGUUGGCUUGGGUUGGUUUAUCUUCACUUGCCCCGCUGGUUGGUUAUCUUCACUUGCCCCGCUGGGUUGGUUAUCUUCACUUGCCCCUGGGUUGGCUGCUGGUUGGUUAUCUUCACUUGCCCCGCUGGGUUGGUUAUCUUCACUUGCCCCGCUGGGUUGGUUAUCUUCACUUGCCCCGCUGGGUUGGUUAUCUUCACUUGCCCCGCUGGGUUGGUUAUCUUCACUUGCCCCGCUGGGUUGGUUAUCUUCACUUGCCCGCCGCUGGUUGGUUAUCUUCACUUGCCCCGCUGGGUUGGUUAUCUUCACUUGCCCUGGUUAUCUUCUGGGUUGGUUAUCUUCACUUGCCCCGCUGGGUUGGUUAUCUUCACUUGCCCCGCUGGGUUGGUUAUCUUCAGGUUGGUUAUCUUCGCCCCGCUGGUUGGUUAUCUUCACUUGCCCCGCUUUAUCUUCUUGGUUGGUUAUCUUCACUUGCCCUGCUGGUUGGUUAUCUUCACUUGCCCCGCUGGUUGGUUAUCUUCACUUGCCCCGCUGGGUUGGUUAUCUUCACUUGCCCCGCUGGUCUUUUUCGUUUUUGCUUUCUUUUUUCAACUUUUGGUAGAGUUGCUUUUUUGGAGUUUGCUUGUCUUUUUUUUUUUUUUGCUUUUUUCUCUUUUUUUCUUUUUCUCUACUUUUUUUUUUACUUUUGUCUCUACUUUACUUUUUUUCUCUACUUUUUCUCUACUUUUUUUUCUCUUCUUUCCUUGUUUCGUUAUUUUUAGUCGAGGUAAUGCACUGGGCAACGUGUCUUCUGCUCAAUCUAUUUCCAACGUGAAAACCUUGCUAGUUUGA
Molecule: messenger RNA, 984 nt
Organism: Acanthosepion pharaonis
Lineage: Eukaryota; Metazoa; Mollusca; Cephalopoda; Sepiida; Sepiidae
Source: the annotation of a GenBank genome assembly